Messenger RNA from Trichobilharzia regenti, 2958 nucleotides. The record is from the annotation of a GenBank genome assembly. NCBI's taxonomy places the organism in Eukaryota, Metazoa, Platyhelminthes, Trematoda, Strigeidida, Schistosomatidae.
ACAUAUAUAUAUAUAUAUAUGUAUAGCGUUCAAAUUCAAUCCAAUGUACAUUUUACACAUACAUACACAAAUGCAUAAAUCUCAUUCUAUAUGGUAUAAAGUUCACAACCAAUAAACUGGUCAUUCAUUAUUGUCUUACUACUAGUUGUGUAUCCUGUUUCCCAAAUCAUCUUUCAACAACAUUUUCUAUCAUACACAUGUAUAUAAUUCUGUAUUACUACUAUUACUAUUAUUAUUAUUAGUAGUAGUAUUAGAAUUAUGAAUAAUAUUGUUAUUCUUAGGUAUUAUAUCAACUGUACAAAAGUGAAGGGAGCAUAAGGAUUAAAAUAUUGAAUUUUUCAGACUGAACAUUGAAUUCUACUUUUCAUUGUUCAUUGUUAUCCAUUUUCUUUUUUUUUUUCAUUCAUUGUAUAACUUCAAAAAUUUCUACAUUUAUUUGAGACAAUAUAUGCUGUAUGUGUAUUAUGUCUACAUUUGUUUAAAAUGAUGUCUCAUAAUUGUAGAAAGAAGAAAAUCAUUUUCAGUAAUAACGAUAAUAAUGACAAAUUUCAGUAUCGAAUGCUUUAGAAACGACCAGUGAUAUUACCGUUGAUACAUAUAACUUAAAUAUCAUCUUAAUUAUUAAUAUGCGAACAAUUCUGAUGGAUAUAUUUAUGAGAAGUAAUAACUUCAAGUGAUAGUGGAUGUAUUGAUGAACAAUAACAAUAAUGUUUAACUGACUAGAAUGGCCUUGGAAUAUGACUGCUGGAUCUGCCGAAAAUACAAUCCAUUUGUUGUUAUAAUUUUAUUGACGGAAAUUUAUAUACAUUUUUGCAAAUAUUACUAUAAUUAUCCAAAUUUACAUAUCACCUUUUUAACUGGUGUCAAUGGACAAUUAAAUCUUUGGGUAGAUCGUCAGUUAGUAAUACAAAUUAUUGAAUCAAUGCCACAUAAUCAAAAUAUUCCGGGUAGGCUACGUUGUCCAAGAAGAUUACCAGAAAUUCACAGACAUAUUCCAGAACAUUUGUUUCUCGUUUUCAAUGGGUUACUUUUACACGAAGCAUUGGAUCGUAUUUCAUUAUCUGCUCAUAGACCUAUCCCUCCACGUAUUGAUAUGUUACGUGUCAAAUGGAGAGCAGGCUUUGAACGUUUAACCUACAAUAUCGAUUUGAAGUCAAUGAAUCAAACACUUCUGCAUACUCCACUAUUAAAUAUUGCGAAAUCUGGUUAUAUACCAGCUACACAAUCUGACGUUCAGAUAUCUUUACCAUGCACUGGGAGAUUUACUGGUAUAGCUCCCUUCCAAGUAAGACUUGAUGUUCAAAGAGAAUUUGAAGGUUUACGAAAAAUUCCUCCGAUUUCGUUCAUUGUCUAUAAAUAUUGUCUGAGUGCAAGUCAGCAUGCACGAUUUAUUAUCAAAUGUGAAUGCCGUAUUCAGUGUUUACAAUCGAAUAUUAACAAUCGUCAAUCACUACGAAAACGCUGUAUUCGACGCUGUCGGAGACGUUAUGGUUUAAAUAACAUACAGGAUAAACAAAGAAAAUGAAUAAAUUAUUUUCUGUUUUAAAAGAUGAAACCAAUUUAACUCUACUUUUUGUGAAGAAAUAGCAAUGAAACUAUCAAUAACCACGAUAAUAACAACAAAUUCUUUAACAUUAUACCUCUAUUCUGUAUACCGUUAGUCCAGAACCUUAGAAUUAUUAAUAAGCCUAAAUUUUAUUGAUUAUUCUGCGUUUUAAUUCAUCCAGACAUUAAUGAAAAGAAGAAAAUAAGUAGUUCGGAGAAGAGGUUCUUUUCUUAGAAUUCAUUUUCUUUAGCUGUACAGUUUUAUUUUAUAUACAGUUCUUUUAUGGCAAGUCUCCGAAAGAGUCCAUUGGAGUCAGUUGCGAAUACGUUUCAGCUAUAUACAAGGUAUGUGGAUGACAUUCAGAUCAUUUUUUACAAUAAUUGUGACUUCAGUCAUUUGUUACAGGUAUUUAGCAACGGCCAUCCAGUAAUAAAAUCUACCCUUGAAACGAAUGUGAAAUUGCACUCUUUGAUGUUGAAUACAAGAAGAACCGACAGAAACUUGAGAAGUUCUGUCCAUGAGAGACACAUUCAGAACGGUCAACUGACAAGUUUCUACAUUUAGAGGGCUGUUGAAUGAAAACUCUAACACUCUAGAAGAAUUACACCUUCUGAAAGGAAUUUCCACUCAAAAUGGAUACCCACCGAGAUUCAUUGACAAGAACAUCAAAUCAAAAUUUCAGAAAAAAAUACAUUACUUGUAACAAAAAAGAAACUUUAUAUGAAUCGUGAUUUCAAGGAAAACUUAGCCUACAAUAUCCCUAAGGGAGGAAUUUCCCCAUAUUCGGGAAGAUUCUUCGCAGAAACGGUAAGAGUAUAGUUCUCCAGUCAUCUACGUGUCUCAUCCGGCCACUUCUAUGUGAAUAUAUCAGUUUCCUAGUUCCUGUGGAAUCAGGCAUAUUGGACGUUAGAAGUAUAUCCUAUCUAAAAGAGCUCAAGAACGCUAUCCGUAUAUUUUCAGAAAGGCAACAGUCGCUCUAUAAGGAGUGCGAUAAUUGAACACCUUAUCAACACGAGUCAUUCUAUCUAGUCAAACUUCUUCAAAGUAAUCUACAAGGCAAAUAACAACUUGCUAAAAACAAUGCGCUUUUGUCUCCUCUGCAUUACUGAGACUAUAGCAUUCAGAUAGAGAGAUCUGAGCUCUGCUUAUAAAAGUAAAUUAUUCAAGCACUUCUACUAACGUCAUAACACCCUUAUUGUUUUCCACUAACUUGACGUCGUUCGCUUUUAACUCUUUCUAAUUCUUGUAUUUCUUUCUAACUCUUACAUGAUAUCACAGUUUCCUUCGUUUCCAUAUGCAUCCUGAUUAAAACUUCUUCACUCACCUUAUUACGUAACUCUAGUACCUUUAUUCAUUGAUUAAUAUCGAGAACUAUGAAUAUAACAACUUAUCACUUCUUUUUACUACCAUUU